Molecule: messenger RNA, 3532 nt
Organism: Dunckerocampus dactyliophorus (ringed pipefish)
Lineage: Eukaryota; Metazoa; Chordata; Actinopteri; Syngnathiformes; Syngnathidae
Product: cullin-3-B-like
Exons: 16
Coding region: 4-2304 (766 amino acids)
Biological process (GO): ubiquitin-dependent protein catabolic process; protein ubiquitination
Cellular component (GO): Cul3-RING ubiquitin ligase complex
Molecular function (GO): ubiquitin protein ligase binding
Source: RefSeq, a predicted model, not a curated record
AUCAUGGCCAAUCUGCAAGGUGAAGCCAAGAAGGAGGUCAAAAUGAGGAUACGAGCCUUCCCUAUGACAAUGGAUGAGAAGUAUGUUGACAACAUCUGGGCCCUGCUAAGGAAUGCCAUCCAGGAAAUCCAGCGGAAGAACAACAGCGGGCUAAGCUUUGAGGAGCUGUACAGGAAUGCCUACACCAUGGUGCUCCACAAGCAUGGGGAGAAGCUCUACACGGGCCUGACGGAGGUUGUCACCGAGCAUCUCAUCAACAAAGUUCGGCAUGAUGUCCUCAAGUCUCUCAAUAACACAUUUCUGCAAAUCCUCAAUCAAGAGUGGAAUGAUCAUCAGACUGCCACUAUCAUGAUCAGAGACAUUCUCAUGUACAUGGACCGGGUUUACGUCCAGCAAAACAAUGUAGAGAAUGUGUACAACCUCAGCCUCAUCGUAUUCAGAGAGCAAGUGGUUCACUACAGUUCUGUUCGAGACCACUUAUGGCAGACCCUUCUGGAUAUGAUUAAACGUGAGAGGAGGGGAGAGGUUGUAGACAGGGGGUCCAUCAGAAACACCUGCCAGAUGUUGAUGGUUCUGGGCCUAGACAGCAGGUCUGUAUACGAGGAAGACUUUGAGCGCCCAUUCUUAGAAAUGUCAGCUGGAUUCUACCAGAUGGAAAGCCAAAGGUUUCUCGCAGAAAACAGCACCAGCAUCUAUAUCAAGAAGGUCGAGGCCAGAAUCAACGAAGAGAUUGAGCGUGUAAUUCACUGCUUGGACAAGUCCACAGAGGAUUCCAUUGUUAAAGUGGUGGAAAGAGAGUUGAUAACAAAACACAUGAAAACGAUAGUGGAGAUGGAGAACUCUGGGAUGGUCCACAUGCUCAGGAAUGGCAUAACAGAAGACCUGGCAUGCAUGUACAAGCUGUUCAGCCGUGUGCCAAAUGGCCUAAAAACUAUGUGCGAGUGUAUGAGUGUGUACUUGCGAGAGCAGGGGAGAGCUCUAGUGUCAGAGGAAGGAGAGGGCAAAAACCCAGUCGACUAUAUUCAGGGCCUGCUUGACUUGAAGACGGUAUUUGACCAUUUCCUCCAUGAGUCCUUCAUCAAUGACAAACAGUUCAAACAAACCAUUGCUGGAGACUUUGAGUAUUUCCUCAACCUCAACUCAAGGUCACCGGAGUACCUAUCGCUCUUCAUUGAUGACAAGCUCAAGAAGGGCGUUCGAGGGUUGACAGAGCAGGAGGUGGAGUCAAUUCUGGACAAGACAAUGGUGUUGUUCAGGUUUUUGCAAGAGAAGGAUGUGUUUGAAAGGUACUACAAGCAGCAUCUGGGCCGGAGAUUGCUGAGCAACAAGAGUGUCUCGGACGAUUUGGAGAAGAGCAUGAUUUCCAAGCUCAAAACUGAAUGUGGCUGUCAGUUUACAUCAAAACUGGAGGGAAUGUUUCGCGAUAUGACCAUCUCCAACACCACAAUGGAUGAGUUCAGGCAACACAUACAGUCCACGCCGGCCUCUCUGUGUGGUGUAGACCUCACUGUCCGAGUCCUCACUACUGGUUACUGGCCCACACAGUCUGCAACGCCAAAAUGCACCAUCCCCUGUUCCCCCCAACACGCCUUUGAGGUCUUCAGGAGGUUUUACCUUGCCAAACACACUGGGAGACAGCUCACGCUGCAGCAUCACAUGGGCGGGGCCGACCUAAUUGCAACUUUCUAUGGUGCUUUAAAAAAGGAGGAUGGUUCCGAAGCAGCCAUGGGAGCGACCCAAAUGACUGGCUCCAACUCCCGUAAGACCAUACUACAGGUCUCCACAUUCCAGAUGACCAUCCUCAUGCUCUUCAACCACAGAGAAAACUGCACUUUUGAGGAGAUCCACCAUGAGACAGAUAUUCCCAGAUGGGAGUUAGUGCGAGCCUUGCAGUCUUUGGCCUGUGGGAAGCCCACACAGAGAGUCCUCACCAAAGAGCCCAAGUCUAAGGAGAUCGAAAAUGGACACGUCUUUACAGUCAAUGACCAAUUCACUGCCAAAGUACACAGAGUCAAAAUCCAGACAGUCGCUGCUAAACAAGGGGAGUCCGACCCUGAGAGGAAAGAGACACGGCAGAAAGUGGAUGACGACAGGAAGGUUAUGAUCGACGCAGCCAUUGUGCGCAUCAUGAAGUCCAGGAAGAAGAUACAGCAUAACAUAUUGGUGGCUGAGGUGACUCAGCAGUUGCAGGCACACUUCCUCCCCAGCCCUGUGGUCAUCAAAAAGCGCAUAGAGGUACUUAUAGAGAGAGAAUACUUGGCAAGGACACCAGAGGACCGUAAUAUAUACACCUAUGUCGCAUAGAGUAUGAGACGGGAAGGGGGUUUUGAAUUGAUUGACACAACAUUGUUUCGAACAAUUGCUACAAACUUAAAUGGGAUGAAAAACUGCACCAAAAUUCACCUUAAUGUCUUCCUGUGAUCCCGUUAGCAACAUAAAGGGAAAAAUUGUAAUUUUGCACAUGAUUUUGUUGUUUCAAUACUGUAUAAAAAUGUAUUUAAAAUGUAGAUUGUAAAAUAGAGUAUUGAUGCUUUGUAGUUUUUUUUUCCAUAAAUGUUUUGCUCUUCUCUGUAUCUGUUAUUUACUAUACCGUCAUAGAUGACCAUGACCAUCUUGAGUCAUUUACUCAUGUACAAUAUCACACAAAAGUGAGUGGACCCUUCACAUUUCAGCAUCAAUUUUACUAUACUGUAUCUUCUCAAAGGACAAUACUUUAAUCAGUUUUUCAAAAAUAUUAAUCAUGCUUUUUUUGUGGUUGACUAUGGCAAUGUAAUAAAAAAAUAUGCAAAUUGUAUGUACUUUUGCCUAAAACGGCUAAAUGAACUAAAAUGCAAAUAAAAGGCAUUCUGAAGACCCAUUCAAAGAUAUUGUGAUGAUCUGUACAGUAGUAUUCUACACUGGUUAUUAGGUGUCAGCAAUGUAACUUAGGGUCAAUGAGACAGGAGCACCAGACUUGAUUACCAGAACAACAGGCUUUUAUUGCAGGUUUGAAUUAUCUCACCGAAGGCACAAUAAUCCGUAAUAAAAUACAGGCUGCUGUUGCAGCCGUAACUCAUGCAAAGCUAAAACUCAACUCUGAAAUGCCGACAACACUUCUUGUCCACCCCCCCACUGAGUUCCCCUAACACCGGAACACAUUUACACCAACACACACGAGCAGGACUCUUAUUUAUGUUUUAUGUCAAAUACAAGGGGUGUUAUUUCAUGUCUAGUGAGCUCUAAUGUUUCAAGAAAUGUAUUUAGAAUGUUGUAAUCAGAUUUUUUUGUGUUCUGUUCCAUGUUCUUAGACAAUCCUGAAACUUUUGUUGCUCUUUCAUUUCUGUAGUAUUGUCCUUCCAUACUGUCAUAAAACUGAAAUAUGAGGGCUGUACUCACUUUUGUGAGAUACUGUACUGUGAAAAUAUGAAUAUUUUAAGCUUGACAUUGUGUAGUCUUUAAUUCUACUGAAGUCUUUUAAAAAAUAAAGUGUACAUAUGUGUAUUAUUCCCUAGUAACUGAUUUGAUUGGUUCUCAUCAUUCAAAUUUAUACUAC